CUAAACUCAUCCAAAAAGCGUCAAGUUACUGGACUGAAGUGGCUGUUUGUGACAUUUGUGACUUUUUUGAAAUGAACACAAUGGAGAAAACAAACAUCUGGACCCCAUUGUGUCUGUAGGACUGCCUCACACCAGCAGCGAGUCCACAGACGACCAGAGAUCUGACUUGGAGCCGAACAUCAGAGACAUGGAACCUAAAGAUCCAAAUGAGUUCAUCUGUGGAGACAUUGGAGAGUCCAAACCUGCGGAGCCAGAGGUGCAGGCCAUCUGUGACUCUGUCCACAUUGGAGAGAACAAACAUCUGGACCUCGUUGUGUCUGAAGAGCUACCUCACACCAACAGUGGGCCAGUCCUCCACAGUGUUCAGGAGUCCACAGACGACCAGAGAUCUGACUUGGAGCAGAACAUCAGAGACAUGGAACCUAAAGAUCCAAAUGAGUUCAUCUGUGGAGACAUUGGAGAGUCCCAACCUGUGGACCCAGAGGUGCAGGCCAUCUGUGACUCUGUCCACAUUGAAGGGAACAAACAUCUGGACCUCGUUGUGUCUGUAGGGCUGCCUCACACCAGUAGUGGGCCAGUCCUCCACAGUGUUCAGGAGUCCACAGACCAUCAGAGAUCUGACUUGGAGCAGAACAUCAGAGACAUGGAACCUAAAGAUCCAAAUGAGUUCAUCUGUGGAGACAUUGGAGAGUCCCAACCUGCGGAGCCAGAGGUGCAGGCCAUCUGUGACUCUAAGUCUGUGAUGGCGUCCAGCAGGAAACAGAAAAUUGAUGAACUGUUGAGCAGACUCCACCUGCUGGAGAAAUAUGAGAAUAACCUGACCUCAGCAGAGUUUCUUCAGAUACGUCAAACUAAAGAACACGACCAAGACAUAUGUGAGAGUGAUCUGUCCUCUGUUUAUCUGCACAAACUGUUGAUGUUAGACUACAGAGCCAGACAUAUUCAGGCCAAACAGGAAACAAACACAUGUGAACAAAUUGAGACAGAUGAUUGUUUUGACAUGGCAGAGGCUGAUGAAAACAGGUCAGAACAGACCCACAUCCAUCCUAUGGAUGUCCAGAUGGCAGUGUUUCACUGCUCAGACACUUUUCUAAAACAGAAGAUAGUCACAAAGCUGUCCCAGUGUCAGUACGCCUUACCUCUGCUGGUGCCUGACCCAUUCACUGAAGACAUCCAGUGUCCUCUGUGGACAUUCAGACAGAUUCAAAAAACAUGGAAGAAAACUGAAACCAAAGACAAUUCAAAUGUUGUGACCAUGAAGUCAAUGCCCAUCUACAAAGCAGAGACCCCCAUGGUGUUCUGUUUCCGCCUGGGCUCCCUGUCCGUGUCCAAAUCUCAGUUCAUCAACACUUUGAUCAAUGACCGUCACAGCACAUUCUUCCACAGAAACUGCCCCGGCAGCUCCAAAAGUCGUGUUCUGUUUGAGGGAGUAGCAGAGAUCGCCUGGUACUGCCCGGCUGGAAAACAAAAUGACAGUUUCACAGACUGUGUGGCCUUCUGCAACCUUCACGGAGAUGGUCUGAGUCACGACAAACAGCUGGAUAUACUGAAAGAAAUGUCCUCAGUAAAUGUGGUUUUUGUGCAGAAAAUGGAUCGAGAUCAUGCAAGUGCUGCAGUGAUCAAGAGUCUUCAAAAUUCUUCAAAACCUCUAAUUGUUCUAAUAGAAAAUAGUAGCAAUAAGGCUGUUCAGUUAAAAAAUGGGGCAUAUAUAGUUGGUCUUAAAGACAGAAGCCAGUCAGAUGUGUCUGAGGAGCUGAAGAGAAUUAUCAGAGACAUUUUAUCUGCUCCACACAAGUCCUUUCAGCUUGAGUUUAUGUCUGAUACUGGAUUCAGAUUGGAUGAAAAUAAUACCAAUUGCACAAAUGGCUUGUCCUUUGCCAGUGAAAUGAUGAAGAUAAUUGAAACUGUAGAUGAAUCUGAAGUUAAAAAGACAUUUCUCCCCUGUCAAGGCCAACUGUGGCAUGACUGGUGCAAAAUAAACAAAGAGCUGUAUCGUCUCAAAGGAAAUAUAGAAGUAGAAAAGAGUAAAAAGCAGAGUGAGCUGAAGAGACUAAGAGAAGAUCAGUGCAAACUCUCCUGCAGUGAACUGAUACAGUCUUUCAUCAAGCCCCUCUCAUCUUCAACUCAAACAGAGAGAGAAUAUUUCAUCAAAUGGACUCAGAUCUUACUGGACGCUCAUGGCACAGAUUCUCUUUCUUCGAUUCUACAAAAAUAUGAUGAGAAGUGGUCUGAAAUUUUGGACAUGAAGACGAAACCUGACAAAUCUGAUGAGUUAAAAUCCAAAAAAGCAGAACUUGAAAAACUGUCAAACGACCUUCAGUUCAUGACCUGUGGCCUGGAGCAUAUCUUCAGAGAAAUGGUUCAAAUCUAUGAAGCACAUAAGAGUCUGAAUAAACCCCCUAAAGAGGAGCAGACUGACUGGUCCAAAUACCCAGAGCUGGCUGCAGAGCUCAUGAUUUCAGGACACCCAAUGGAGCUGAUGGAUGGAGAAGCAGGCUACGUCCCUUUAACCUGGAUCUCAAGUGUUAUUGAUCAGGUCAUCCACAGACUGGGCGAUAAGAAGGUCUUUGUCUUGUCAGUUCUGGGCAUACAGAGCAGUGGGAAGUCCACUAUGCUGAACGCCAUGUUCGGUCUCCAGUUUGCGGUCAGUGCAGGCAGAUGCACCAGAGGAGCCUUCAUGCAGCUGGUCAAACUGUCAGAUGAAAUGAAGAAAGUGGGGGACUACAUCCUGGUGGUGGACACUGAGGGGCUGCGAGCUCUGGAGUUAGAAGGAAAUACAACGUUUCACCACGACAAUGAGCUGGCAACAUUUGUGGUUGGUGUUGGGAACAUGACUCUGGUGAACAUCUUUGGAGAGAAUCCCUCAGAGAUGCAAGACAUUCUACAGAUUGUAGUUCAGGCUUUCAUGAGGAUGAAGAAAGUCAAACUGUCUCCAAGCUGUGUGUUUGUUCACCAGAAUGUCUCAGACGUCAGCGCUGUAGAGAAAACCAUGGAUGGAAAACGAAAACUGCAGGAGAAACUGGAUGUGAUGGCCCAACUAGCCGCCAAAGAGGAAGGACAUGACGCUGAAAGUUUCAGUGACAUCAUUAAGUUUGAUGUUCAAAAUGAUGUGAAAUACUUUGCUCAACUGUGGGAGGGAAGUCCUCCAAUGGCUCCUCCAAAUCCAGACUACAGUGAAUGUGUCCAAGAUCUGAGGAGCUACAUUCUCUUAAAAGCCUUGAAAUCUCCUUCUGUCAAACUCUCUGCAUUUAAAACUAAAGUUCAUGAUCUUUGGAACGCCCUUUUAAAUGAGAACUUUGUGUUCAGCUUCAGAAACACUCUUGAGAUCGCUGUUUACAGAAAACUGGAAGUUGAAUAUGGAAACUGGACUUGGGCCCUGAGGCAGGAAAUGUUGAACAUCGAAGAAAAACUUUAUCCAAGAAUUACAAAUGGAACUCUUGACCAUGUUGACCUCAGUCUUCUUCAUAAAGAAGUUAAAUCCACAUUUGAUCAAAUCAAGAAGUCCAUGUCAGAGUACUUUGAGAAUGAAAAGGACAAAGAAAUAUUAAUUCAGUGGCGUGGUCAACAUGAACUUAAAAUAAACACUUUUCAUGAUGAAAUGGUUCAAGGACUUCAGAGAAAACUGAAUAAUGUUAUUGAACAGAAGAAAGCAAGUAAAGAGUUUGAGGAGAGGAAGACCAUGUUUGAGAAGGACCUGCUACAAAAAAGCAAAGAUCUGGCUCAUAAACUCAGAGACAAAACACAAGACGAUUUGAAACUGAAAAAACAGUUUGACCAUGUUUGGAGAGAAUGGGUUUCUGAACUGACACAAGGAAUAAAACCUGCUGGGAAGAUUAACUUGCAAGACGACCUGAUGAAGGCCAUUCAAGAGUGUGGUUUUGAAAUGGAUUUAAUUUCAUCAAGAUUAAACUCAGAGCACUACAGAAAUUUAGCUAAAUGUGGAGAUUAUUCUGAGUAUGUUCAGAAGACUGACCCUAAAACUAACCCUAGCCCUAACCCUAGCCCCAGCUCUAGCUCUAGCCUUAGCCUUACCACUCUUUGGAAGAAGACGGUUGAUGUUGCAAAGACGAUAAGACAGACAUUUACUGGCCGUGUUUCACAUCAUUAUCAAGAUCUGACACAAAAUUACAUUAUAGAUGUAGAAAAAGAGGCCUCUGAGCUAAUUAAGACCAAACCUUUGGCAGCAAUGGGCUACAAUCCAUCUUACCUGAGUGAAAUGAGCAGAAAUGUGAAAACAUCUAUGAAAGAAUUUGAAUUACAGUGUAAAUUCUCUUUGAAGAAAGAGUUUAAAGUGGAUCUGAUUCUGUAUGUGUUUGACAGGAUAAAAAGGUGGAUCUUAGAAUCUCAUGAUCAGUUUAUCAAAAACAAUGAUGCACUCACAUAUUUGGACAGUAAGAAAAAUGAAUACUUUAAUGUUUUCCGGGGUUUCUGCAAAGGAAGCUCCUCAGCUGUUGUUCUCACUGAAUUAAUCUGUGACAAACUGAAAUCCUCCAUGACAGAGGCUGUGAUUAACCAGACAGCGAUCGAUAUCGCUGGAGAACUCAGAUGUAAUGUCCCUGCAUUCAAAGAGAACCGACUCAACCUGGAGAAACAUGUACUAAAGUCACUGGCCAAAAAGAAAGAUUUUCAAAGAUACAUUCACUACAUAAAGAAGCCUCGGUCAUACACUGAGACUUUUAUCACAGAACAAGUAGAGACGCUCUUAGGCACAGAGUACAAGGACAAAUGCCAGAGUUUCUUUGAGGCGUACAUCUCAAACCUACAAACACACAUACGCCAAGCUCUUCAAGACGUGUCAGAGAAAAUCAAAUCACAGAACAGAGACAUUGUCUACUGGCUUCAGGAGUUUACAACAAUCAUAAAAGACAAACUGACAUUUGGCACAAUUUCCUCUGAAAACUUCACUGAUGUAAAAGACUUUGAUUUUCUGAAAGAACAAAUAGAAAAAGGACUAGAUGGUAUUGGUGCUGACCUUAAAAAGCUGUCAGUGGACAAGUUAAAGAAGUCGAGACAGAGACCAGACCAGAUCCUGAUCGAUCAGCUGUGUGACUGCUGCUGGGAGAAAUGCCCAUUCUGUGCUGCAGUUUGCACUAACACAGUCAAAGAUCACAAAACUGCUAAAGAAGGUGGGAUUGAUCACAGUGUACCUUUUCAUCGAUCCGGUUCUCUCAAAGGCUGGCACUACAGACACACAGUGAAAAUGUCUGUGGAUUUCUGCACAACAAAAGUAGCAGGUGAUGGCUGUUUUUAUCCUGAUGCUUCAGACAGAACUGUGCCUCACAAAACAUACCGUUCUGCUGGUCCCCCUUAUGACACAUGGAGCAUCACCCCUGAUCUGUUUAAGUUGUCAUAUUGGCAGUGGGUCGUGUGCACAUUUAAAGAUGAUCUGGAAAAGCACUAUAAUUUAAAAUAUGAAGGUGAUGGAGAAAUUCCAAAGGAGUGGAAAGAAAUCACAUUUGAAGAGGCAAUAAGAAGCCUGGAGGAAAUGUACAAAUAGACACAAAAACAGUAAAAGAAAACAGAGCAUGUAACAAGUGAAUUAUACGUUUUAAUGAGAGAAACACCAGAGAGAAAUGGUUUAAACAAAUGUAAGAUACAGAGAAUGUAGAAGUGAAGGAAACAAUGAGAGAUCACCACCUGUUUUAUCUGUUUUGAUUUUUGUGUUUUGUUCCCAAAUGUUACCAGAUUCUACACUCACGUAAUCCUUUUGAUUAAAUGCAAGUAUUUAGUAUGAAGUAUGGAGUAUACAAUACAAUUUAAACAGCAUUUUAAGAGUAUAAUCUGAUUUUUUUUUUUUUCAUUUAAACUAUAAGGGAUUUUUAUUCAAACUGCAUGUCCAUCUUUAUCAACAUAUAAUACAACACUGUAAAAGUGAUUAUAAAUGACUAUAGAAAAAAUAAUGUUAUAAAAUGUUAUGUGAUUACAAAUUUGUCAAAUCACAAUGAUAAGAUCUGAUUUCAUGUAACUAUCACCAUAUCAAUUCAAUGAUGUUAAUAAAAUGACAGAAAAUG
Molecule: messenger RNA, 6011 nt
Organism: Periophthalmus magnuspinnatus
Lineage: Eukaryota; Metazoa; Chordata; Actinopteri; Gobiiformes; Gobiidae
Product: interferon-induced very large GTPase 1-like
Exons: 5
Coding region: 188-5497 (1769 amino acids)
Molecular function (GO): GTP binding
Source: RefSeq, a predicted model, not a curated record